This is a messenger RNA of Zingiber officinale, 2525 nucleotides long. Its product is annotated as DNA replication licensing factor MCM7-like. The transcript has 15 exons. NCBI's taxonomy places the organism in Eukaryota, Viridiplantae, Streptophyta, Magnoliopsida, Zingiberales, Zingiberaceae. Gene Ontology annotation, cellular component: MCM complex; nucleus. Gene Ontology annotation, biological process: double-strand break repair via break-induced replication; DNA replication; DNA replication initiation. Gene Ontology annotation, molecular function: single-stranded DNA helicase activity; ATP binding; single-stranded DNA binding. Bases 112 to 2301 code for a protein of 729 amino acids. The record is from RefSeq and is a predicted model, not a curated record.
CGAAACCACGUCUUCUACUCCCGGUUCCCGCCAAACGACGAACCCUAUACUUCCUCUGUCCGUUUCGCACUUACCUCCUCCGGCCACCUCGUCCUCCUCUCUCGCGAAUCCAUGGCUGCCUCCAAGAGUAUCGAUUACGAAGCCGAGAAAGCCCUCGCCAAGGAUUUCCUCAGGAACUACUCCGACUCCCUAGGUGAUCCCAAGUACCUCGAUAUACUGCAAGAUGCGGCCAACCGUAAGAUGCGUGCGAUCUAUAUCGACCUCGAGGACAUUUAUACUUUCUGUAAGGAUUCGGAUGAGGAUUUCUGGAAUAGGGUAAAGCAUAAUACCCGGCGCUACAUUAACUUGUUCGCGGAGGCCAUUGACGAGAUCAUGCCUCAACCAACUGAGGUGUUCUCAGUCGAUGAGGAUUGUGAUGUCCUGAUGACGCAAAGGGUCGAUGAAGGAGCAGAUAGCCAAGAUAACCUAGAUCCGCUUAAGAAAAUGCCUGCUGAGAUCAAGCGUUUCUUUGAAGUAUAUAUAAGAGUUUCCAAGGACAUGAAGAAUGCAUCCAAGGAGAUCCCAUCAACCAUAAGAGAAGUCAAGGCAGAACAUAUUGGAGAACUCGUAAUGAUUUCUGGCAUUAUAACACGAUGUUCAGAUGUUAAACCUCUGAUGCAAGUUGCUGUUUAUACUUGUGAGGAUUGUGGUUUCGAGAUUUAUCAGGAAGUGACUGCCCGCAUUUUCAUGCCUUUAUUUGAAUGCCCGUCAACCCGCUGCCAAAUAAACAAGGCUAAAGGGAAUCUCAUACUUCAGCUAAGAGCUUCAAAGUUUUUAAGAUUCCAAGAGGCAAGAAUCCAAGAAUUAUCAGAACAUGUCCCAAAAGGGCAUAUUCCUCGUUCUUUAACUGUUCAUCUCAGAGGUGAACUUACCAGAAAGGUUUCCCCUGGUGACGUGGUUGAGUUGUCAGGAAUUUUCCUUCCAAUUCCUUACACGGGUUUCAGAGCCCUUCGUGCAGGUUUGGUUGCAGAUACAUACUUGGAGGCUAUGUCCAUUUCCCACUUCAAGAAGAAAUAUGAAGAAUAUGAGCUUAAAGAUAAUGAACAGGAAGAGAUCAGAAGACUAACUGAGGAUGGUGAUGUUUACAACAAAUUGUCGAGGUCAUUGGCACCAGAGAUAUUUGGUCAUGAAGAUGUCAAAAAGGCUCUUCUACUACUGCUUGUCGGUGCUCCACACCGUAAACUCGGUGAUGGUAUGAAGAUAAGAGGAGACCUCCAUGUCUGUUUGAUGGGAGAUCCUGGAGUAGCAAAAAGUCAGUUGCUCAAACACAUUAUCAAUGUGGCACCUAGGGGAGUGUAUACUACAGGCCGAGGAAGUAGUGGUGUUGGUCUAACUGCAGCUGUUCAAAAAGAUCCUGUUACAAAUGAAAUGGUACUCGAAGGAGGAGCACUGGUAUUGGCUGAUAUGGGCAUAUGCGCAAUUGACGAGUUUGAUAAGAUGGAAGAAUCAGAUCGAACAGCGAUCCACGAAGUGAUGGAGCAACAAACUGUAAGCAUUGCAAAGGCUGGCAUCACAACAUCCCUUAAUGCAAGAACAGCUGUUCUUGCUGCUGCAAAUCCAGCUUGGGGACGAUAUGAUCUAAGGAGGACACCAGCAGAAAAUAUUAAUCUUCCACCUGCCCUUUUGUCUCGUUUUGAUCUCUUGUGGUUGAUACUGGAUCGUGCUGACAUGGAUAGUGAUCUUGAGAUGGCUAGACAUGUCGUUCACGUGCAUCAGCAUUUUGAGUCACCUUCACUUGGAUUCACACCACUUGAACCAUCUAUGUUAAGAUCAUACAUCUCUGCUGCAAGGAAAAUCACUCCUUCCGUGCCAAAAGAACUGGAGGAUUACAUCGCCACUGCAUAUUCCAGCAUCCGUCAAGAAGAAGCCAGAUCAAAUGCUCCACAUUCUUACACAACCAUCAGGACACUGCUUAGCAUCAUCCGAAUAUCCAUUGCUUUAGCUAGGCUUCGGUUUUCCAACACAGUGGCUCAAAGCGAUGUCGACGAAGCACUACGUUUGAUGCAAAUGUCAAAGUUCUCAUUGUAUUCGGAGGAUCGUCAGAAAUCUGGUUUAGAUGCCAUCUCUGAUAUUUAUUCAAUUCUGCGAGAUGAAGCUUCAAGGACCAGCACCAUGGACGUCAGCUAUACCCGAGCUCUAAACUGGAUUUCCAGAAAGGGAUAUAGUGAAGUUCAGCUGAAGCAAUGCCUGGAGGAAUAUGCGGCGCUCAAUGUGUGGCAGAUCCAUCCUAAUACCUUCGACAUCCACUUCAUCGAUGCCUAACCAAUGGCUACACGCAGAGAUGAACAAUCCAAGUUUGGGUGACUUUGAAGCCUUUAAAGUGUACUUGAUUCUUCGUUGUGUUUCUGAAAAAAUUGUUCUGAUCAGCUACUCAAAGUAGAAUGUAUUUGGUUAGGGUUUGUAAGACUAGUUGAGGUAGAAUGUUUAACCUGUCUGUGAAUGGUGUAGUACGCUAACUAGGUUGAAAUUGAAAUUCACUAGUCAAA